Molecule: messenger RNA, 1761 nt
Organism: Agelaius phoeniceus (red-winged blackbird)
Lineage: Eukaryota; Metazoa; Chordata; Aves; Passeriformes; Icteridae
Product: ectonucleoside triphosphate diphosphohydrolase 8-like
Biological process (GO): nucleoside diphosphate catabolic process
Cellular component (GO): plasma membrane
Molecular function (GO): UDP phosphatase activity; GDP phosphatase activity; ribonucleoside triphosphate phosphatase activity
Source: RefSeq, a predicted model, not a curated record
CCGGCGGGGAGCGGGCUGUGCCCCGAUCGCCGCCCCACGGAGGGACGGAGAGGGCUCCGGGCACAGACCUCCCCAGAGCCUAUCGAUGUCGCCGCGCCUGCUCAGGGCGGUGGGCUGGGGCUGGGCGGCCGUGCUGGCACUGCUGACCGUGGUCGUCUUCGUCCUGGUGCUGCUCCCGGCAAAGGAUGCUGUCCUUCCUACCAGAAUCAAACACGGCCUGGUGUUUGAUGCUGGCUCCACACACACGUCCCUCUACAUCUACCGGUGGCGCGCGGACAAGGAGAACGGCACGGGCAUCGUGUCCCAGGUGGAGGCCUGCUCUGUGUCCGGACCUGGCAUCUCCAGCUACGCAGACGAUCCCGCGGGGGCUGGCGCCAGCCUGAAGCCUUGCCUGGACAGGGCCAUGAAGAUCGUCCCGGCCGAGCAGCAGCGGGAGACCCCCACGUACCUGGGGGCCACGGCCGGCAUGCGGCUGCUGAGGGAGGAGAACAGCAGCAAGGCCGAGCAGGUCUUGGCCGAGGUGUCCAAGGCCAUUGGGGAGUACCCUGUGGAUUUCCGUGGAGCUCGGAUCCUGACGGGGAGUGAGGAGGGCUCCUUUGGCUGGAUCACUGUCAACUACCUGCUGGAGACACUGGUCAAGUUCUCGUUUGCAGAGAAAUGGGAACAUCCCCAGGACACCGAGGUUCUGGGAGCUCUGGACCUCGGCGGUGCCUCGACGCAGAUCACCUUCCAGCCCGGGGUCCCCGUGGAGGACAGCAACACGUCCGUGUUCUUCCGGCUCUACGGCACCAACUACUCCCUGUACAGCCACAGCUACCUGUGCUACGGGCAGAGCCAGGCCCUGAAGAUGCUGCUGGCAGCUCUGCACCAGGCCAGCUCGAGUACCCCGAUCAAGCACCCCUGCUACCCCCAGGGGUACCAGGAGAACAUCACCGUGGCAGAGCUCUACGACAGCCCCUGUGUGCAUGCGCCAAGCUCAGCCAGCCCUGGCCUUGUCCUCACGGUGACGGGGACAGGGGAUCCAGCCGCGUGUGACACGGCCGUGCGGAGACUCUUCAACUUCAGCUGCGGGGCGCAGGGGCCGUGCGGGUUCAAUGGGGUCUAUCAGCCCCCCGUGCGGGGACAGUUCUUCGCCUUCUCAGGGUUUUAUCACAUCCUUCACUUUCUGAACCUGACAGGAGGGCAGCCCCUGAGCUUGGUCAAUGCCACCAUCAGGCAGAUAUGCAACAGCAGCUGGAAACAGGUGCAGGAGUUGUUCCCCACGGCGAGCAGGACCCAGCUCCGUGACGCCUGCACAGCCAGCUCCUACAUCCUCACCCUCCUCCUGCAAGGCUACAAAUUCAACAUCACAACAUGGCCCAGCAUCCACUUCAUCCAGCAGGUUGCUAACACAGAUGUGGGCUGGACUCUGGGCUACAUGCUCAAUCUCACCAACCUGAUCCCCUCAGAGCCUCCCACAGCAGGCACAGAGCUCCCAAGAAGCAUCUGGAUAGCAGCCACACUUCUGCUGGCCAUCAUGCUCAUCCUCAUCUUCUGCCUGCUCACAGCCACGUGCUGCCACAGAAACUCCUCGGGCUAUGAGCAGCUGUAGCAGCACUGCCUCCAGAGGCUGCCAGGCCGGGUCCUGCUGCCACUCCUCUGCAAGGAGCUACUUCCCGAGAAUCACCCUGUGUGCCCAGGGGCCACAGACUUGUCCUGGGGGGCCCUGACUCCUGGCCUGGUGAGCUGGAGUUGGCACAGCUGUAAAACACCCUCCUCACA